AUGGAGCUAACAUUUGCAUAGAAGUAUAGAUUUACUUUAGAUAAGAGGAUUGGGUUAGGAGCAUUUGGUCAAAUAUAUUUAGGUAUUAAAUAGUUUUAUAUAUUGUAGGAAAUAAUAUUAAAACUGGAGAAGAGAUGGCUAUAAAAUUAGUAACUGAAAUUCUAAUGAUUUUAGGAAAAUGUUAGCAAUAAACAUUCUUAAUUGUUACAUGAAGCAAAAAUUUAUAGAAUAUUAUUACUUGAUGGUCCAGUACCUGGAUUUCCAAAUUUACAUUGGUUUGGAUAAGAAGGUGAUUUUAAUGUAUUAGUUCUUGAUAUACUUGGACCAAGUUUAGAGGAUUUAUUCAAUUAUCAUGGAAGAAAAUUCUCGCUUAAAUCUGUUUUGAUGCUAGCAGAUCAAGUAAAUUAAAAUUUACUAUAGUCUUUUCUUAUAGUUAUUAACAAGAAUUUCAUAUUUACAUAGCAAAGACUUUAUACAUAGAGACAUCAAACCAGAAAAUUUUUUAAUUGGUUUAAACAAAAAAGCAGAUAAUAUCUAUAUGAUUGAUUUUGGUUUAACUAAAAGAUAUAGAUAUUAAAGGACAGGUAAAGAAUUCAACAUAUAUAGAAACACAUAUUUAAUACGGUGAAUAGAAUUAGUUAGUUGGAACAUGUAGAUUUUCAAGUAUAAAUGCACAUUUAGGCAUUGAAUAAAGCAGAAGAGAUGAUUUAGAAUCUAUAGGAUAUAUGCUUAUAUAUUUUUUAAGAGGAUCUCUGCCUUGGUCAGGGAUUAAGACAGAAACUAAAAUAGCUAAGUAUGAAAAAGUUGGAGAAUGUAAAAUUGCUACUCCAAUAGAUAAAUUAUGUGAAGGAUUUCCUGGUAUUAAAAGUAUUUAAAUAUAGAGGAAUUUGUUAAAUAUUUUAAUUACAUAAAAAGUUUAAAAUUUGAAGAAAUACCUGAUUAUGUUUGGAUUAAAAGAUUUUUUAAGGAUUUAUUUUAUAAAGAAGGAUAUAUUUGGGAUAAUGUGUUUGAUUGGGCUUAAGAAACUAAAUGAAUAUUAAUUCAUUAGAAAGAUAAUUAAUUUGAUAAUAUAGUAUUUAAAUUUUUAAGUUAAUGAUUUAUAAAAUUAUAUUAUAUAUAAAUUAUUAACUUGUCAGAUGAAUCAAAAAUUAAACGAGUCAGCAUAAUAUGGAAAAAAUACAAUUCCCAAAUAUGAAGAUUGGCAAUAAUUUAGGGUAAAUUUUUUCAGAAAUAAGUCUUCAGAAAUAAAAAAUGAUAAUUUUUAAUAAUAUUUUAAUUUGAUGGACAUGGAUACUAUCGAUUAAAAUUCUAAUUCAAUAUACUAAAAACAAUAGAAAAAAUAAGAAAAAAUUCUUACAUAUAUCAUCGAAUAUCAAUAACAAUAAAACCUUAAUAAUAAAUUAAUUUAUUAAUUGAAAAGGAAGAAUGAAGAGUUUGACAAGAAUCAUAAAUAAUUAAUAAAUAACUAAAUUCAGGAAGAAUUAUUUAUAGAAUAACCUUUAAGAGAAAAGAAUAUUAUUUAAAAUCUAUUAUCAAUUUUUAAUAGUUUUUAUAAUGGAGAUAGUUCAUAAAUUCUUCUAUAAAAUAGUGACAUUGUUCCUGAAGAAUUAAGGGUUUACAUUUAAAGAGCAAUUUAAUAGUUUAAUUUUAAUCAUGAAAAAAAGAAAGAAAACAAUUUGAGAUUAACUUAUAUUGGUAUUACUAAAGAAUAUAAUUUAAAUAAAGAUAUUAUGCAAGAGAAAGAUUUUGAUUCUUUCUAAAAUUUCUCAAUUAUGAUUUAAGAUGAAAAUAAAUUUUAAAAUUAAAUUGAUAAAGAAUUAAAAAGCUUAAUUUAAUAAGACUAAUACUAUUUAAAAAUAAAUUUUAGCAAUAAAAUUACAAAUUAAAUUCAACUUCUUUAUAGAUACUUUUUAAAGAAUAAAAUUAAAAAAUUUUAGCCUAAAAUAAUAGUAUUAUUAAUAGAAAUUAAUGAUGAUUUUGAUUUUGCAGCAUUUUUCUUCUAAAAAUUAAUAUCAUAAUUAGAGAAAAUCUCGUAACACUCUCUUUUAAUUAUUCCACUCCUAACUUCAUUUACUCCAUAUAGUUAUGAAAAAUAUUUAAAAUCAACUCUCUUAAUAAGCAAUUCAUUUUAUGAUUAUAGAUUUAAAAGGAAAAAUAAAUCACAUUAUUAAUGUGAAGAUAUCUCUGCUUAAGACUAUAAUGAUUAUAUUAAGUAUUUUGCAUAGACUCAAAAGGAAGAAAAAUUCUUUUUUAGUUAAUUCUUAGCUUUAAAGGUUCGACAAAAUUAAUUUAAAAAUAAUUAUAUGGAAAUUGAAACAGAGUAAUAGAAAUAAAUUUUACAUUUUGCUGCCAAACCUAUAUUAUAAAAUGAAGAUGAUAAUGAUAAUAAUAAAAAUAAAGCUUAAGAUUUUGAAUAUAAUCUUUUAGGGAUAUUGAAUAGUAACAAUAAAAUAGAAUUAGUGAAAUUAUAUGAAAAUGAAACAAAAUAACCUAUUAGAAUUUCUGAAGUUUAGUACUUCAUUUCUUAUGAUUCAGAUUAAAAAUCAUUUAUUAUUUGCAUUGUGAAAAAUAAUCAUUUAUUUUAUUAAUAAUGCAAUUUUAAUAAAGAGUAAGAAAAAUAAAUAGAAGAUUCAAUAUAUUUGAAUUAAUAUCCAUACUUUUAAAAUAUCAGUGAUAAAUAGAAAAGUUCUUAUUUAUUGUUAGGUUUCUAUUUUUAUUAAUUUAAUGUAUAAUUUUCAAAAGAAAAUCAAAUGUAAAAAAAAAUAGGCUCCAACUUUAAAUAUUAUGUAUAAAUUUACAAAUAUGAUAUAAAUGCCAUAAGAGAACCAUAAUAUUAUAAUAAUAGUGAAAAUGAGUAAAAUUAUUAUGAAGCAUUGAUAAAUUUUACAAUUAGUCCACGUUAAAAUAAUAGUUUCAUACUUUUAGGAGGAACUUAUUAAUCAUUAGUAAAAAAUGAUGAAUAUGAAUUUAAUAUUAGUUCAUAUGCAAUAACUGUUGAGAUUAAUGAAAAAGAAAAGAAUAAAUUAAAAAUAAUCAAAAAUGUAGGUAAAUUAAAAUGUUAUGAAAACUCUAUUUGUUAGAAAAUUAAUGAUUAAUAUAUGCUUUAUUUUGAAUCAUAAACUAAAUAUUAAGCAAUUUCAUUUUAAUCAUAAAUUUAGAGGAUAUCUAUAUUUGGAUAUGAAUAAAUUGUGAAAUUUGAUAAUUGUUAGAUAUAAAAUCAAAUGAAUUUUGAUUUUUAUUAAUAGAAAAAGAAAUUGUUUAAAUCUAAUCAAUUAAAUAAAAUAAUAUUAGAAUAAAAUAAAAAGAAACUUGAAUUUACUGUGAUUGUGUAAGAAUUAGUUUAAGAUAAUGUAAAAAUAGUAGAUUAAUAAGAUAUUAUUGAUGUGAAAGAACUCGCAAAAUAAGUUUAAUUAUAAGUUCAUCAGUUCAGAUUUAUAUAUGACCUUAUUUCAAUGAAAGUUGAUAUUAAAGUGGAAAGUUCUCAUUUUUUUAUAUAACAAAUAGAAAAAUCUAAUAGUUUAAGAAAUGCAUGUCUUUAUAUUAAUGUAAGUAUAACUAUUUAAUUUAGUGGUUGGAAGAUAGGAAUAAUUAAUAUAUAUUUCAUUAUAAUGGAAUUUAGAACUUAUAUUUAUUAUAUUUUAAUGAUAAACCAAAAGCAAAAAUAAGAAAGUUUAUAUUUGAAGAUCCAAUAGAUAAAGAAGAUAAUUUAGAUUUUGAUGAAGUUAUAUUAAAUGAUUUAGAUAAUGAAUAACUUUGGAUAGUUAGAAAAGUCAAUCAUUAAGAUUAUAUUUCUUUAGAUAUAUUUGAAAGGUAAUUAUUAAAUUAUAAAAUUAGUGAUUGGAUAAAUUUAUAAGAUGCAAAAGAUUCAUUAGAAGACUCAAUAACAAAGGUUCCAAUGAAUAUGAUAUAUAGAAUUGAAUAAAUUAAAGAAGACUUUUGUUUAAUCGGACUAGAAGUGAAAUGGUAAAAAGAAUAAGGAUAAAGAUGUCCAUAUUUGAUUGUAUGCACAAGCACUAUUAUUUAUGAGAUUUCAAUUAAAUAGAUAAGAAAAAUAAAAUGGGAUUAUAUUUUAAGAUAUAAACUAAAUACUUGGGAGAAAGAACCAUUAUAGUUUUAAUAAUCACCAAUUCAUAGAUCAAGAUAGGUUUAAUUUAAUGUGAAUAUGUAAAUACCUACAAUAGUUGCAAGUUUAGAAAAUGGAGAUUUGUUAUUAUUUUAUAGUUAUUGUAAUGUAAAAAAAGAAAGUGAUUAAAAAUUUGAAUUAGAAAUUAAGUAUUUGAUUUUAAAAGAUUAUAAAGAAUUAAAUAAUGAUUAAAUUGAUAUUGAAGAAGAAAAUAGAGAAUUUUAAUAUAAAAAUAUUAAAUAUAAUUCAUAAAUGGAAGUAAAUAUUGCUAAAAUCAAUACUGUUAUAAUAUAAAAUAAUGAAUUUGAAUUUUCAGUAAUUGUAGAAGAAUCUGAUGGACAAUUAUAUAAAAUUUAUUCAGGUGAUUAAUCAAAAGAUAAAAAAUAAUUUUUAACAAUAAUGAAAGAAUGUGUAAUAUUGAGUGAUGCUGCUUUUUUAAAGAAUUAAUCCCUUAUUAUAAACUAAAAUUAAGAUAGAGUUUAUCAUUUGAAAUGA
Messenger RNA from Paramecium pentaurelia, 4618 nucleotides. NCBI's taxonomy places the organism in Eukaryota, Ciliophora, Oligohymenophorea, Peniculida, Parameciidae. The record is from the annotation of a GenBank genome assembly.